UCAGCUUGUGUACGAGCCAGGAGGAGAUCCAUAAGGUACAGCCAGUAGCUGCUCGACAAUUGUCGCUCACGGUUUCUCUCGCCCACACAUAUAUAGUGCAUCAGUUUCAUUACACACUCGCAUCCAAACCUUGAUCCAGUCGUGCUUCCUAAUAUCAACUUGUUCCGACUCAAUUUCGUCGCUAAAAUCCUUGCAAUAUCUGAGUGUUGAGUAAUCCUUUUCGACUCGGAUGGCUUCGACCAUGUUGUCUUUAGCUUCUGCAACUCCAUCAGCUUCACUGUCUAUGCAGGAAUCUCACAAGGAAAAAGUGAAGCUUUGGAGUUCAGGUUUGAGCUUCAACAAGGAGAAAAUUAAUCCUUUCUCUAAUACAAAGCAGUCAUUUGGUCGGAUAUCAAUGGUUGCAGCGGUCAACGUUUCCAGAUUUGAGGGCAUAACGAUGGCCCCACCCGAUCCAAUUCUUGGAGUUUCCGAAGCAUUCAAAGCAGACAAUGAUGAAAGGAAGCUGAAUCUUGGAGUUGGGGCCUAUCGGACGGAGGAGCUUCACCCUUACGUGCUCAAUGUUGUUAAGAAGGCGGAGAAUCUUAUGCUUGAAAGAGGGGAAAACAAAGAGUACCUCCCAAUAGAAGGUCUGGCAGCAUUCAAUAAGGUGACAGCUGAGUUAUUGUUCGGAGCAGACAGCCCCAUAAUACAACAACAAAGAGUUGCAACCGUUCAAGGCCUUUCAGGAACUGGUUCUCUCCGUCUAGCUGCAGCUCUUAUAGAAAGAUAUUUGCCAGGGGCAAAGGUUCUGAUAUCAUCUCCAACAUGGGGUAAUCACAAGAAUAUUUUCAAUGAUGCUAGAGUUCCAUGGUCUGAAUAUCGAUACUAUGAUCCUAAAACAGUGGGUUUGGAUUUUGAGGGGAUGAUAGCUGACAUAAAGGCAGCCCCUGAAGGGUCCUUUGUGCUGCUUCAUGGCUGUGCUCACAACCCAACUGGUAUAGAUCCAACACCCGAACAAUGGGAAAAAAUUGCUGAUGUCAUCCAAGAGAAAAACCAUAUUCCAUUUUUUGAUGUUGCAUACCAGGGAUUUGCUAGUGGAAGCCUUGAUGCAGAUGCAGCAUCAGUGAGAUUGUUUGCUGCACGAGGUUUGGAGCUUCUGGUUGCACAGUCAUACAGUAAGAAUUUGGGUCUUUAUGCAGAAAGGAUAGGGGCAAUCAAUGUUGUGUGCUCGUCAUCAGAUACAGCAGCAAGAGUAAAAAGCCAACUGAAGAGGAUUGCUCGACCUAUGUACUCAAAUCCUCCUAUUCAUGGGGCUAGGAUAGUUGCUAAUGUUGUUGGGGAUCCAGCUCUCUUUAAUGAAUGGAAAGCGGAGAUGGAAUUGAUGGCUGGAAGAAUAAAGAAUGUGAGGCAGAAGCUAUAUGAUAGCCUGUCAGCAAAAGACAAGAGCGGAAAGGAUUGGUCAUUUAUACUUAAGCAGAUAGGCAUGUUUUCAUUCACAGGCUUGAGCAAAGCUCAGAGUGACAACAUGACAAAUAAGUGGCAUGUAUACAUGACAAAGGAUGGAAGGAUAUCGUUGGCUGGACUGUCAUUGGCGAAAUGCGAAUACCUUGCAGAUGCCAUCGUUGAUUCAUUCCAUAACGUCAGUUGAGAUGGAUGAAAAAGCAGAUACAGGUUAGAAGCAUCACCAUAGCAAUUUUUGUCGAGCCUACUAUUCCCAAGGCACAAUAUGAUGAUAUUAAAAUGUAUUAAAAUAAUUGAAAAUUUUUGUAUCGUUUCUACAUCUAUAUAUUUAAAUAAUAGCGCAAGCAAACUUGAAAAAAUUUGAAUCUAGUGAAAAUGUAUGUGGAAUGAGUAGACAUUUUAUGUUGGCCAAGCUACUGGCUUUUGUGUUC
Molecule: messenger RNA, 1871 nt
Organism: Ziziphus jujuba (common jujube)
Lineage: Eukaryota; Viridiplantae; Streptophyta; Magnoliopsida; Rosales; Rhamnaceae
Product: aspartate aminotransferase P2, mitochondrial
Exons: 12
Coding region: 230-1627 (465 amino acids)
Biological process (GO): amino acid metabolic process; biosynthetic process
Molecular function (GO): pyridoxal phosphate binding; transaminase activity
Source: RefSeq, a predicted model, not a curated record